Rhinolophus ferrumequinum (greater horseshoe bat) is the source of this 1491-nucleotide messenger RNA. RefSeq lists its product as uncharacterized. The coding region runs from base 345 to 1199 and encodes 284 amino acids. The record is from RefSeq and is a predicted model, not a curated record. NCBI's taxonomy places the organism in Eukaryota, Metazoa, Chordata, Mammalia, Chiroptera, Rhinolophidae. The transcript has 8 exons.
GGAUGGCGGUGUUUGCAGGUAACCCCUGCAUGGGGACCAGGCGGGGCCUGGGAGGGACUCUCAGCGGAAACCUAGCAACCGGGGCCUCCCUGUCUGUGGCGCCUGGCAACCAACCGCCAAGGCAAUGCAGGUGCUGGCCCUGGACUCUGCCUUCCAGGGGAUGUGGGGCCACUCCAGCUCCCUGGCAGCGGCGGGUCUCCAGGAGGGACACUGAGCACAGCGUCAGAUCCUUCAGUCACACCAGGGCUGACCCUGCUGGUGGGUAGCUGAGCGGUGCUCUCUUGCAGAAAAUUGACCACCAGGGUGGGAGGGUGCCUGCGGCCUCCCCUCUCCUGCUUCCCAGGAUGCUGGACCCCUCUGUGGCAGAUCAAAUGGCCCGACUGACCCUGAAACUCUUGGAGAAGAAACUGCAGCAGGAACGUGAGGAUGUGGAAGGGGAUUCUGAGGACCCCCACCUCGUGCCAGGCUUGCCCCCAGGACACAAGGACCCGCCAGACGCCGCCCUGCAGAGCGCUCUCAGAACCAGGAGGGACCUUCUGCAGAGACUCUGGGAACAACAGCUCGUGGACAAGCUCCUUCGCACCUGGAGGGGGCCGAGCACAGCAGCCCGCGGGCCAGUGCUGUCCCCACAGCUGCCCCCAUGGAGCUAUGGCACCACCUUGCAGCCCCCACCGGCCCCAGAGCUGCCGCUUCAGGUCAUCCAACACCAGAUCCCCCAGCCUCCUACCACCAUCAUUCAGCAGCUACCUCAGCAGCCACUCACUGCACAGAUUCCCCCUGCCCAGGCCUUCCCCACAGAAAGGUCAGGAAGUAUUAAGGAAGACAUGGUGGAGAUGAUGCUGCUGCAGACGGCACAGAUGCACCAGGUCAUCAUGCAAAGCCUGAUGCUCCAAGCCCUGCCCCCAUCGGCGAUGGCACCCUCUCAGGGACCGCCCGCCGUCCCGCGAGCUGAGAAGCGGAAGCCGCCGUCCGUGCACCACCACCAUCACCACCCCGCGCCCGCAGCCCCGCUGCAGGCCGUCCCUGCGCCCGGCUCACCUGCGCCUUACUCCGUGUGGUCCCCGGUGGUCCCGGCCACCGCCCUCCCGCCGGCCGCCAGCUUCCUGCCCACCGUGCGCCACGUGACCGGCCCUCCAGCCGCUGCCCUGAGCGCGGUGGCAUCCGACGGCGUCCUGCCCGCUCAGGUUCCGGGCCUGUGAGCCCCACGAUGGCCGGCCGCUCCUUGUCCUCCCAGCAGAGGCGCCCCGGAAAACCAGGCGGAAGCCCGGCAGUCGUCCCUGGCGGGGGACUCGGAGGGUCUUAAGGAAACGGGGAUUUCGUUAGGAAAGAUGCCCUGGAGCCACAGAAGGAAAGAUCCAUAGAUUUAGCCACAUAAGAAUAUAAACCUUCCUGCGGGAAAAGUACCCUAACCAGUCAAAUAGACUGAACACUGGGAUAUCUGCUGUCCACACGGGUGGCAGUGCUGAGGGGCAGAAGGAGCAGCUGCAGAGC